AUGCAUAGCAUCAAUUCAGAUGGCGAGGAGAGAGAGACGACGAUCGCAGAGGCACCUCAGAAGCAACCUAGUCCCAGCCACGCAAAUGACGACGGGAUGAAGAGGGGGGAGAGUGAGGAGCAGCACGAGGCCUCCGCUCCCUCCGAUCCCUCCCCCUCCUCCCCGCCUCCCGCCGUCCGCUGGUCCGUUGCGCCGUGCACGGGGGGGGGGCUUGAGGGGCCGCCGCGGCUUGAGAUCGCGCCCGCACCAGGGGAAGCGGAAGGGUGGGAGGCCGCGCCGAGUCCGGGGAAGGCGCGGGAGUGGGGGGAGUGGGGGGAGUCGGCGGAGUGGGCGGAGGUAGAUCUGCGCGGCAUCACUCUGACCAAGGAGAUUGCGCGGGGUUCGUCCAGCGUGGUGUACAGAGGCGUGUACCGCAAGAAGAACGUUGCUGUGAAGGUGGUUGACCUAGGCAGCGACGACGGCUCAUCGCUGCACGAGGUGCAGGACAGGAGGGCGGCGCUCAUACGGGAGGUGAUUAUAUGGAGCCGACUCUCGCACCCCCAUAUUGUGCCGGUGAUAGGAGCGCACAUCCCCCUGCUGUCCCCCGAGGCCCACCCGUCCCCGUCCCCCCGGACGCCCAGGCAGCAGAGGGUGGACUCGCGCCUGCGGGGCGAGCAGGCGUGUGUUGUGAGUGCGCUCAUCGGCACGGGCGUGACUCUCAAGGAGUAUCUCGCCCGCACUGCCAGGGAGAGGCGCAAGCUGCCUCUGCACAUGCUUGUGGACCUGGCAAUGCAGCUUGCCAAGAGUCUCGCCUUCCUGCACUCCUUGCGUGUGGUGCAUGGGGACGUGUGCCCCGACCACGUGCUGCUCGACUCCACCUUACGACUCCAUCUCGCGGGCUUCGCCUGUGCUUCUAUCGAGGGCGACCUCGCCUACAGUCACGCGGGCAGAGGGGAGGAACGAGGCAACCCGAAUUACAUGGCGCCUGAGGUGCUCAACUCCCUCCCAUACGACCGCCAGGCGGACGUGUUUAGUUUUGGCAUGUGUCUGUGGUCCAUGCUCUCCUGUGAGCCGCCCUUCCCCAAGUGUGACUAUAACGAGAUCUCCGACCUAAUGCAACAG
Molecule: messenger RNA, 1101 nt
Organism: Closterium sp. Yama58-4
Lineage: Eukaryota; Viridiplantae; Streptophyta; Zygnematophyceae; Desmidiales; Closteriaceae
Source: the annotation of a GenBank genome assembly